CUGUUCCUCUCUUUACAUGCCCGCUGACUGAGAGACCCAUGACAGUUUUACAGAGAAAUAUGUGAAUGUAUACAUUUGCUGAAAACUGACAACGUGACACAUUUUAGUGCCGCAAAGUCUUUCCACUAGCUGACAUGAAGCUGAAUAUAGAGGGUUUAUUAGUCUACUUUCCGUAUGACUAUAUUUAUCCCGAACAAUACUCGUACAUGCUUGAACUCAAGAGGACACUGGAUGCAAAGGGUCAUGGAGUUCUCGAAAUGCCCUCAGGAACAGGAAAAACUAUUUCUCUUCUUUCACUCAUUGUUGCUUACCAGAAGGCUUACCCCUUAGAAGUGACCAAGCUGAUCUACUGCUCUCGUACUGUACCUGAGAUUGAGAAGGUUGUGGAGGAGUUAAGGAAGCUAAUGGAUUAUUAUGCAAAGGAAACGGGAACGAAAAACAACUUCCUUGCACUGGCACUUUCUUCACGGAAAAACCUGUGCAUUCAUCCUGAGGUCAGCUCUUUGCGGUUUGGAAAAGAAGUAGACGGAAAGUGUCACAGCCUGACAGCGUCAUACAUUCGAGCACAGCAUCACAGUAGCCCAAGUCAACCUGUCUGCCAGUUCUAUGAGGAAUUUGAUGCAGUUGGUAGACAGGUGCCCCUUCCCUCUGGUAUAUAUAACUUGGAUGAUCUGAAGGACUUUGGGCGUAGAAAAGGCUGGUGCCCAUACUUCCUGGCACGUUACUCAAUCCUCCAUGCAAACAUUGUAGUGUACAGCUACCAUUACCUACUCGAUCCAAAAAUUGCUGACCUAGUGUCCAAAGAGCUUGCAAAGAAAUCUGUAGUUGUGUUCGACGAGGCUCACAACAUAGAUAAUGUGUGUAUUGAUUCCAUGAGCGUCAACAUUACAAGGCGGACACUGGAUCGCUGCCAGUCUAAUGUGGAAACUCUGCAAAAUACAAUAAGGAGAAUUAAGGAAACCGAUGCUGCCAAACUUAGAGAAGAAUACAGGAGAUUAGUUGAGGGACUUAAAGAAGCAAACGUUGCUCGAGAAACUGACAUCUAUCUGUCCAAUCCUGUCCUGCCAGAUGAAAUCCUACAGGAGGCUGUUCCUGGCAGCAUCCGGACAGCAGAGCACUUUGUGGGCUUCAUAAAGCGCUUCCUAGAGUACCUAAAGGCACGUUUGCGGAUCCAUCAUGUGGUGCAGGAGAGUGCUCCUCAGUUCCUCAAAGACACCUUUGAGAAGGUCUGCAUUGACCGCAAGCCUCUGAGAUUUUGUGCUGAGCGGCUUCGCUCUCUACUGAGGACUUUGGAGAUUGCUGACAUUGCUGACUUCUCAGCCAUUACUCUGAUCUCUCACUUUGCUACUCUUGUCAGCACCUACAGCAAAGGCUUCACCAUCAUCAUUGAGCCCUUCGAAGAUAGAACGCCAACAAUAGCAAAUCCUGUUCUUCACUUCAGUUGUAUGGAUCCCUCUAUUGCCAUCAAGCCUGUGUUUGGGCGCUUUCAGUCAGUCGUUAUUACAUCAGGGACUCUUUCUCCACUGGACAUCUACCCACGUAUUCUUGACUUCCGCCCCGUCACUAUGGCAUCCUUCACCAUGACCCUGGCACGAACCUGCCUUUGCCCACUUAUUGUUGGACGAGGGAAUGAUCAGGUGGCCAUGACUUCCAAAUUUGAGACCAGGGAAGAUUUUGCUGUAAUCCGGAACUAUGGAAACCUGCUGCUGGAAAUGUCCGCUAUUGUCCCUGAUGGAAUUGUGGCGUUUUUCACAAGUUACGUUUACAUGGAGAACAUUGUGGCCUCAUGGUAUGAACAGGGAAUUCUUGAGAACAUCCAGAAGAACAAGCUCAUUUUCAUAGAGACCCAAGAUGCAGCAGAGACCAGCAUGGCCCUGGAGAAGUAUCAGGAGGCCUGUGAGAAUGGCAGAGGAGCAAUUCUUCUUUCAGUGGCAAGAGGGAAGGUGUCUGAGGGUAUUGACUUUGUUCAUCACUUUGGUCGUGCUGUUAUCAUGUUUGGAGUGCCAUAUGUUUAUACUCAGAGCCGAAUUCUCAAGGCACGGUUGGAAUACCUGAGAGACCAGUUUCAAAUCAGGGAAAACGACUUUCUGACUUUUGAUGCGAUGCGUCACGCAGCUCAGUGUGUGGGUAGGGCCAUCCGAGGCAAAACAGACUAUGGCCUUAUGAUCUUUGCUGACAAGCGUUAUGCACGAGCAGAUAAACGAGGGAAACUGCCCCGCUGGAUCCAAGAACACCUUACAGAUGGAAGCUUAAAUCUGACCAUCGAUGAGACGGUGCAGUUGUCCAAACACUUUCUACGACAGAUGGCCCAGCCAUUCAGACGGGAGGAUCAGUUGGGUCUGUCUCUGCUGACCCUGGAACAGCUGCAGUCUGAGGAAAUGCUGAAGAAAAUUGCCCAGAUCGCUCAGCAAGCCUGACAUCUCUUACAGGGUCAUGAAACAAAUUCAGGGGUAGAGUCAACUUUGUAUUUAUUAUGUUUUUGUAUUAAAGAUACAAUUUCAUACUUUGUUUUCUACUGCAAACCCAAAGGCAUUAAUAAAUGCUGUUC
Molecule: messenger RNA, 2548 nt
Organism: Xyrauchen texanus (razorback sucker)
Lineage: Eukaryota; Metazoa; Chordata; Actinopteri; Cypriniformes; Catostomidae
Gene: ercc2
Product: excision repair cross-complementation group 2
Exons: 23
Coding region: 135-2417 (760 amino acids)
Biological process (GO): positive regulation of mitotic recombination; nucleotide-excision repair; transcription by RNA polymerase II
Cellular component (GO): nucleus
Molecular function (GO): ATP binding; hydrolase activity, acting on acid anhydrides, in phosphorus-containing anhydrides; DNA helicase activity
Source: RefSeq, a predicted model, not a curated record